UUUUUAGCACAAUGGACUGAUCCAUUGAGAUCCCGUGAAAGUGGGCGUGUCACUCGGUGCACACUGGGAAGGGAAAAUGGCUGCGCCCAUGUGAGACUGUUAAUCUCCAUCGGAACUACCAAAUCUCACCUCCAUCAGAAGAUGGCCUUUAGACUGCUCACAGUAUUUUCCAGGACUUCUCUGAUGAAGCCAAUGAUCUACAGUGAGACGUUUCAAACCUCUGUGUGUAAACAGAAGCACUCUGCAACAUGGUGGUGUAACCAGCGGACAGUUUCUUCACUCUUGUCCAACAACAGAAGAUUCUACGACUCAAGAAGACAAUAUCAGACGGAUACGAACAUUUCCAAGGACGUGACGUUGUAUCACUAUGAACGGGCGGGUUACUAUCGUCGACUGGGCAUAUUUGGAAUUGCGCAGGUGGUGUUCUGGGUGUACCUGGCACACCUGACAUAUACCACCUGGAGACCGGAAAGACCCGAGGGUAGGGAGAGACAGAAGGACCCAGCGAGGGAGGGUACUGUACCGAAGGAAACCUUCCUCCGCAGACGGCUGGAGAAUAUGUCUGGGUAUGUCACGGGUAACAAGUGGAGGAACGGCAUCAUAGGACUUUGUCUUGUAGCAGGAUCAGCGAUUACCUUCCUCUGUUUCGUGUUCCCCUUGAGAGCCGUCAACCGUGUUGUUCUCCAGCGGGGGGGCCAGAACGUCAGGUUCCUGACCUACGCACCCUUCGGCCUGACACGGGCGUUCACCGUCCCCCUGGCACACGUGUCGGCCGCACAGGGCCGAGGGGGGACCCCCUCACAGAUUCCUGUGAAGGUCAAGGGUCACAGCUUCUUUUACGUGCUUGACAAACAGGGGAAGAUCAGCAACACUCGCCUGUUUGACUUUACUAUUGGAGUCAGUAGGACGUUUUAGGACUCAAUGGGUUUAAGGCCAGACAAAGAAUACUCUUCAGAUUACUAGGAACCUAAAAUUGUGUUGAUGGCAAUGCUGAUUAAACUGUAUUUUUCUAGGUAGUCGUUGACCAUUAAAUUUUUGCCUUAACUUACAGUUCUACUGAUAUGCCAUCGUAUUAAAUUAUGUUUGAGUACAACAUUAAAAUUGUUUGAUAUUCAAA
Molecule: messenger RNA, 1117 nt
Organism: Branchiostoma floridae (Florida lancelet)
Lineage: Eukaryota; Metazoa; Chordata; Leptocardii; Amphioxiformes; Branchiostomatidae
Product: transmembrane protein 223-like
Exons: 3
Coding region: 142-915 (257 amino acids)
Biological process (GO): nervous system development
Cellular component (GO): mitochondrion
Source: RefSeq, a predicted model, not a curated record